AUGUCGCUUGCCGCGCAAGUGAGUGCAGUGCAUGUUGUUUCCAGUUGCUGUCGUCCCGUGUUAGCUCUCAGUCUACGUAACAUUCGUGUUUGACAGCAACUGAGUUGCCUAAAACUGUUUUCUCAAUAAACGCAUCGAGUUACAAGUUUCAUAAACUCAAAAAAAUCUACUCAUAAGCUACAAAAAUAGUUUUUUAUUUCAUAUUGUACUUCAACAAAAGUUUCAAACUAAUUGUGAGAUGAAUAAUCCUUCAUCAACCCCUGGCUUCCGCAGACCUUCAUCCUCUCGACACGACCUACUUAUCUUCGACGAACUUCUAUCUAUUUGUUGCCAGUUACCAUGUUGUUGUAAUUGUUGUUUAUGUUGUGACUGUUAAAUUCGGUACUGUCUUUGUGGAUUUUCAAUAAGAGAGCAAAUACGAAAAAACUUUGUGACGUCUAAUCAACAGCAUGCUCACCUGAGAUAGUUGAUGCUCUUCGAUUUAGUGCAACUGUGAACUUCAGGAGUAGGUCUACCCGUAGAAGAUGUCUCGCAGGAAACAAAGCAAUCCGAAACCAUUGAAAGGAGGCGAAGAUGAAUGGGGCAGCGAAGGCGAGGGGCCAGAGGCGAAGUCACCAGCGACAGGUGACAGUGGCAAGGCUGAGGCUGAAGCAGAGGAGUCAGCGACCUCACCGCCUCCGGCCGCCGCCACAUCGCCGCCUCCACCUCGCCUAAGGCUCAACCCCAGUCUGGCCUUGGACCCGGCCCUCAGGGUCGAGCCCCCCGCCAGCCCGCCCCCCACCCCUCAGGCUGCAACACCUGCCGACGUCGAAUUCAUUGUUGUGCCACCCGCUAUUCAAACUGUUCCUGGUUUCAUAUGUGCACCCUGCGGGAUCCGCUUUAGCUCUGCCAGCACACUGGAGGCCCAUCAAACCUAUUACUGUUCGCACAGGCAUACAGGCAAAGGAGUGGUGGUUGGAGAGAUUGAAGGCGAAGACGUGAAGGUGAACAUGAUGACAGUGGAGAUGAGAGAUGACGCGAGCGGCGGCGAGAGCAACGCGAGUGAGCCUCCGACCAAGUCGCGCAAAGUGGGCAAGGCCUACCCAUGUCCGCACUGCUCCUACGGCGCCGAGAAGAAGGUCAGCCUGAACCGCCACAUGCGUAUGCAUUCUGCGUCGUCGCCGGCCGCACACAGCAACAGCAGCGCACCCGAGACGGCGACGCUCGACCCGGCCGCAAACGCCACCUCGCCGCAUCUAGUCGACCGCUACUGUCAGGACUGCGACAUCAGAUUCUCAUCACUGAAAACAUUCCGCGCCCACAAGCUGCACUACUGCAGCACCAGACACGUGAUCAAAGUGAACAGCAAGCCUCCCUCAGCGCCACCAUCACCCUCCGACUCAAUGACCACUCCGACGUCUCCCGGUGCGUCGGACACCUCCCGCGAGCCACACACCUUCUUUGCGCUGCCCACCAACCCCAUCCUCAUCGUGCCCUACUCGCUGUUCCAGCGGGCGACGGCCAUCUCGGGUAUCGCUGGCAUGGGCCUGCCCAGUGCUGACACUGUCUGCCUCUUGUUACCCGACGGCACCCUCCAGCCCAUGGCCCAGGGCCUUGCUCAUCACCUCCCUCAUCCCAGGACUGUACCUCCAGAACCACAGCCACCCAAGUCACCUCGUUUGAGCCAACCAGACCAUAGCCAAGUUCAAAAAAGCACUGAGGAGAACCAUAAGAAACAGCCAGUGACUGAGGGAUCUCCUCUGGACCUAAGCCUGAGAAGAAGUUCCGAUGGAGAAUUGGUUAUAGAUGAGGAUGAGAGGCGGACUGACUCACCAGAUCAUGAGGACAUCAUCUGUGCGCCGUCCAUCCCCCUCAUGCUCUCCACAUCUUCCAAUUGUUCAUCACCCUCUCCUGCACCUUCAUCACCAUCACCAUUGCCUCAAGCUGCAGUCACUAAGAGACAAUCCACCGAUUGCAAAACCCAAAGACCUGACUGCCACAGCCAAAGCAAUAGUCCCAGUCCGAAAUUGGUUUCACCCUCAUCUGGUGGAAAAUCGCCAAGAAGAACCCCAAAUGGUCUAGUUAGUUCAUCUAUUAAACAAACAAAAAAUGAAGAUAAAAAGAAAAUGAGUGAUCCAUCUCCCUCAAAAGGUGAGGUUGCUCCUGCUGCUUUCAAUCUUUCAAAUUUUAUGCUAGCAUCAGCCGCUCAAAUGGAGAGCUUACAGCAACAAAAGACUGAGAUGCCCACUCUUCCCUUCCCUCCAGAACUAUUAUCACAGCUUACUGUUGCCAAGCUAGCUCAGAGUAAGCAGGGAAAGCUACCAAACAUCUUGCCUGGUGCUGCCAAUAUACCUCUUCUCCUUCCUCAGCUGGUACAAAAUUCUCAGCAGUUGAUAGGUGCGCCUUCAAUUCUUCCUAUUUUAUCACCAGAUAUUGCUCUGAGACUGGUCGCCGCAGCUGGAUCCGAGAUACCGGCUAAUCCCGCACCCCAGGUACUUGUCAAACAGGGUGUUUCGAAAUGUCAAGAGUGUAACAUAGUAUUUUGUAAGCAUGAAAACUACAUUGCAGAUGACCAGCACCAGUGUAGCAGUGGGGGCGGAGGCGGAGGUGGCGGUGGAGGCGGUGGGGGCGGCUGGAAGUGUCCAUUGUGCCAGGUGGUGAGUCCGACGGCGAGUGCCGCCCACAAGCACAUGGAGACCCACACCGGAGUCAAGGCGUUUCUCUGCACCAUCUGCAGCUACAAGGGCAACACACUCAGAGGGAUGCGCACUCACAUCAGAAUGCAUUUCGAGAAGAGGGAGAGGGCCACCGAAAUAAUGGAAGAGAAGUACAUCACAUGCAUCGUGGACGAUGGUGCAAGCUUGACAAACGACACGUUGAGUGAUGCGAGCGGAACAGAGAGCUCGACCACCGACGAGAAGCCAUCGAAAAACUGUAACGGCGUUAUCAAGAUCAAGGAGGAGGUUGAGCGGCUGGCCGACGAUGUGGUGCAAGAGGAGGAGGAGGAGGAGGAGUAUGUGGAGGUGGAGGAGGUGGGACCCGAGCCACCGGCGGUGGUGGUCAAGGAGGAGCCGCCUUCCAAGGGAGACGACUCGGCCACCCUGUCGGGGUCAGAGUCGCCGCCUCCCGCCUCCGCCUCCGCCACCGACGACGACUGCACCCCCGAUGACCUCUCCAUCAACAACAACAAGCGCGGCGGGCCUCGCUACUGCAAGUCCUGCGACAUCUCCUUCAACUACCUCUCCACCUUCAUAGCGCACAAGAAGUUCUACUGCUCCAGCCAUGCCGGCGAGGCCACCGCUACCACCAAUACCAACAAUAAUAACAAUAAGAACAACAGUCGGCCUCCUAGCACUCAAGUAUCCUAAGAUGACAACAUUAUAUCUUCUCUCUUAUGCUCUAGGGUCGUAUUCAUGAAUUAAUUCGUCCAGAAUUUCCUCAUUCCACCAGAACUAAGCAACUACAGCACUGAGGUACCACAAGAUGUCAAAUUAUUAUCAAUCGAUGAACUGAAUAAUACAGUAUUGGACUUAUGAGAAGAUCUCUAGUUGUUCGUUCGGUACGCGGGUGGGCGGAGGUAGAAGGAAGCCAACUGCCUAUGCCUAUUCCUAUAUUCCUAAUCAAUAAUCACAAUAUGCUGGCUGGUUGACUCAAAUAGUUGGAUACAACCUUAGUCCAGAUAUAGAUGGUCUACAUCUGGUCUAAGAAUACAACCCCAGCUGGAUGAUCAAAUAUUACUGCUAUGCAUAGUAGCGUCUUGAUAUAAUGUGGAAGGGAUAAAUCGGUCCGGAACUGCAUGUAGCCUACCUAUUGUUAGAUUCAUAUUUAACUGUCAGCAUAUUGGUUUGAUGGAUAGCAUUGAUGUUAUUAGUUGCAUAAUAGUGUCGUUCUUUGUUCCUGUAUACGGCACUAAACCCAGUUGCACAAAAGUCUGUCAACUUUUAAUCCCGAUUAAAUGCCACGAGAACCAAUCAGAGAAACUAUAUCUUUUCAGAAAAAAUCUCUGUUUGGUUAUCGUGGAAUUUGAUCAUGAUUGGAACUUAACAGGCUUGUGUACAGGCUUGAGGUACCCUAGAAUACCCUACAUCUAAUGUAGUAGAUCAUCAGCAUGCAAUGUUUCUUCCAAAUUGAAAUUACUGUUGAUGUGAUUUGUUUUCUAUUAAUCAACAUUCUAAAUACAAAGAUGCAAUGCGAGCAAUAAAAUAAUAAUUUCCAACCCAGCAUGAUUACAUGGUAAACAAAUACAUUGAUUUUGAUAAAAAAUAUAAUGAUUUCAUUGUAGGCCACAGAAGCAAUGCCAUCAUAAUUUUGAGUAUCAUUAUUUUUUCCAUCGUCAUUCAAUUUACUAACGUUGCUGUAUGAAAUUGAAAUAUCUUCAUCUCCAAAAGGAGAUUCCCAAAGGGUAGUGAUUGGAAAUUUCAUGCAAUAGAUUUUCAAUAUUUCUGUGGCUUGGUGCAAAAACUACCAAUGUCAAUUUUUUCAAAAAUGAGUUUAAUACAUCACUAAUAUCAAUUAUUUUCAGUUCCAGAAGUGCCAAUGUCCUAUCUCAAAGCAAUAAAAAGUUAUAAUAUUUAUACUACCAAUGCCAUGAUUUAGUAACUAAAUUAUAAAUAACUGUUAUUCCACUCUCAGAGUGCAAAAACUACAAAUGAAGACAUAUGUUUUUAGAUUGUCAUUCAUACUCCGUGCCAGAUCUACCAAUGAAAAAUUCUGGACUUCUAGAACUCGCAUUUCCGUAUCGAAAUGCCAUAGUUCGAAAAUACAAGGUGAACUUUGAUGCUGAUUUGUGAGAAAGUUGAUAUUUUGUGGUGCUAGUUGUUGCACCAAGCCACAGAUUUAUAUUCUAGCAGCAAACAUUGUAAUUUUUCUCUAUCAAUUUCUAUUGACUGAAUAAUCAAGAUUUGAUUCUUUUACAAUGUUACAAAUCAUCUAUGCAAGAAUCGAACUGCUUUCUCGUACUGCUAAAUGAUGCACUUAAUGAAAUAUAAUGGUUGAAAAUUUAAUACUUUCAAGUCAUUUUUAUUGAAGUUAUUGUAUAUCCUCAGAUACGUUGCUUAGAUAAGUGUUGUUGGAUUGGAAAAUUGUGUCUUAAUUCCUUUAAAAAUGGGAUGAUCUCGUUUCUACAUAGAAACGUUCUCAUAAACUAGUCAAUAAAUGUGCUGUUGAAUUUGUAGCAUGUAAGCUACUCAUAAUGAUGAUUAUCCUCUGAGUGCACUGCAAUUUUAAAAAAUAUACUAAUAGCAUAAUCAAUCAACUAAUGUCGAUUGAUUUUUAUUUUCAUUAUUUCACUAGAAUUUAGAUUUUAGUUCUUGAAUUGAUGUCUUGUACAUAUGUAUAAUAUUAUAAACAAUUUUUUAUUUCCCAAUUUUGUAACAAUAAUACGGUAAUUAAAUUUCAGCAGUUUUUCACGCAAACUGUUGCGUAAUAUUAGCUCUAAAGUCGUUCUUCCAACCUAUCAUUUUUUAACCAGUUUUGUUUUAACAAUAAUGUGGAAUCAUAGAAGGGUUUAAUAUUUUCCUUUUUAAUUUGCUGAGCUGAUAGAAUCAAAUUCAAUUUUAAUUGAAUUGGGCUACUUAUUUCUCAAAUUGAGCAUAGUCCUAAAAUCUGUGCCUAUAUUGCAUAUGAAUUAAUAUCUGAAUGUUUUGUUCGCAUGUAUUAUCCUCAGGCUCUCUUCAAAAAGUAGGCUACCGUUUCUACACAAAAGUGUACAAAUGAUUUGAAUGUUUAAAUUUGUAUUGAAAUGCCGAGAGAUUUUUCCUGGAAAUACAAAUUAAAAAAUUAAUACCCUACAAAUUACAGAAGUUUCAAUGACAAAAAGGGGACAAAAUAUUCAACUUUAUGCAUUUAGGUACCACUCGAAACAAGUUAUUUACCAUCUAAGAGAAUUGAGUUUUUUUAACAACUCUUAUAACAAAAUUCUAAAUGUUAUCUCAAAUCUUGUCAGACUCAAUUCCUCCAUGUUGGUUGUAAGUUUCAAUUCAUUGUCAACUUAGCUUUCAAGUUAACAAUAAUUCUAUGGAAUAUUCUUUCUGACUAAUGUGGAUCUAAAGAUUUCAUAUGGACUAGCUUGAGUAGUUUCAAAUUAUAUUUUUUUAAUAUUGUGUUUUGAUAGAGGAUUGAUUCAAUUAAGUGGAAAAAAUUCAAAUAAAAUACAGAAUAACGCAUAUACUACUCCAAGCAGCCGUUUCUGAAAUUAACUGUCUGAUCCCUGAUAAUUUAGGAUAAGAUAAAUCGUGAUAAAAAUGUUUUAAAGAUGAUUACUACGAUGAAGUUUUUGUAUAUACUAAAUUCUUCGACAAUAAUUAAAUGUAGGUGAAUAGUUUUUCAUUAUUUCAUUCCAAGAGGUCUUCAACUUUAAUGUAGAUUUUUUACUGUGCCAAUAUGUAUCUUAGAAUGAUUUAUUGUGACGUUGUAUGUAUUUUUUAUUGAAUAGAGUUGCCAAUCAGAUAAAUGUUUAAUAUACAUAAGUAGAUAAAGGAAUUAAUAGUCAGUCUAGUUGUAUCUUAUCACCAUCUAGUUGAUUCAAUAUUAUAAAAAUAUUAUCAUGAAAUGCGUUGUACAGUGUUAUAAUAUAUAGAUUAGAUUGUUAUGUAAUGAGUAUGUAGAAUAUUCCAGUAUGAAAGUUUAAGGUACAAUGUGCAUUAUUUAUCAUAACUGUAACGUAAAUCUCAACCCAAAUGAUAAUUUGAUAAUGAGUAUGUGUUGUUCAUUUACACUAUUUAUGUUAAUUAUAGAUUACGAUACCGUUUGUAAUUGGCCUGAUUAUACUGAAAAUAAAUUUGUAAAAUAUUUCAAGUUUCAAGCACUCUGUGAUUGUUCCGUAAUAUAUUUUGUUGAAAUUUCAAUAAAUACUACUAUCAUUUUUUUGAGCAUCAUCAGUAGGAUACCGUAUGUUGUUUCAUUAUUCUAUCGUUUGAUAUUUUUCAAACAGGUAUUGUUGAAUUUUUGUUAUAUUUGAGUAUGUUGAGGAGCAGCGUCUAGAUCAUAUUUGUAAUAAUAAUAUUGAUUUGAAUAUUAUAAUAGUCUAUGGACUGUAGGCUACACUGUUCUUCUAUGAAGAGCUAUGAGUGUUUUUCAACUGAGUAGUUUUUUACUUGCUUUGAUAAUAUUUGUCAAAUUCGUGAUAAAAAAUCAAUAAUUUUUCAAUUCUCACACUACCCGGUAUAAAGAAUCCACCACAUGCCUACUGUAGCAAACAAUUUUUUGAUUCAUAGUGUCUUUUUCAUAUUCAACAUAAAUGUAGUUAUAAUUACCACUUUGCUCCUCAUGAAAC
Messenger RNA from Nilaparvata lugens (brown planthopper), 7252 nucleotides. It is a transcript of the gene ush, whose product is annotated as zinc finger protein ush. Gene Ontology annotation, cellular component: nucleus. Gene Ontology annotation, biological process: heart development; negative regulation of transcription by RNA polymerase II; positive regulation of transcription by RNA polymerase II. Gene Ontology annotation, molecular function: RNA polymerase II-specific DNA-binding transcription factor binding. The record is from RefSeq and is a predicted model, not a curated record. NCBI's taxonomy places the organism in Eukaryota, Metazoa, Arthropoda, Insecta, Hemiptera, Delphacidae.